AUGGCCCGAAUGAACCGCCCAGCUCCUGUGGAAAUCACCUACAAGAACAUGAGAUUCCUGAUCACACAUAAUCCAACCAAUGCAACCUUAAACAAAUUUAUAGAGGAACUUAAGAAAUACGGUGUUACCACAGUGGUAAGAGUGUGUGAAGCUACUUAUGACACUGCUCCGGUGGAAAAAGAAGGCAUUCAGGUCUUGGACUGGCCCUUUGAUGACGGUGCUCCACCAUCCAACCAGAUUGUUGAUGAUUGGCUAAACCUCCUUAAAGUUAAAUUUCGUGAAGAGCCUGGUUGUUGUAUUGCUGUACACUGUGUUGCUGGUCUUGGAAGAGCUCCAGUCUUAGUUGCUCUUGCACUGAUAGAAUGUGGAAUGAAGUACGAAGAUGCAGUGCAGUUCAUAAGACAGAAGCGGCGUGGAGCUUUCAACAGCAAGCAACUUCUGUACUUGGAGAAAUACCGCCCCAAGAUGCGUCUGCGCUUUAAAGACUCCAAUGGUCACCGAAAUAAUUGUUGUAUUCAGUAAAGCUCAACAGCCUAUAGUACUUCUUCGGGAAUAAAGGAUGGAAACUAGAAUUCAGCAGACUGCAUGCCAAAGACAUCAGUCUGGUAUUUUUUAGUAGUAAAGGAAGCUUCCUUAGGAGUAUUUAUUAGGCUAAAGGCUCAGUAGAAAUGCAACUUCUAUGUUUAGAUAAAUAUCUGUCUAUUUGGAGACCCAGUAAAUGUUUUUGCUGUACCCUGUUUCUGAGCUGUCUCCUUGUUCAUUAAUUAUCAGAUCGAAUAUCCUUUAAUCAUGCCAUUGAGUCUUACUGACCUAGUUUCAACUACUAAAAAUUGGGGUACUAAAAUAAAUCAAUCUGUAGAGAGAUUAGGUGCCAAAAUACCCAGCAUAUCAGCUAUAUGUUUUUCCUUAAAAUGAGCAUAGUUCUGAUGAUGUGAGAACUACCAGCUUAUCUGGACCUUACUAUCUUUUUUUCUACAGUCAUUUCAAUAUUGAAGAAUAUGGCCUCUAAAGUAGUCUUGCCUGCUCACUGUAUGUUUUGUCUCCCACAAUCGCACUAGAAUUAUCAGGAUUUGCACAGACUUGUCUUUUUAAUACUAUGAAUUACAGUAACUUUUUACCCCUGCAUCUGUACUUUUCUGUUACCUGAACCUCUCCAUAUUACAAGUCAUUACUCUGGUUAUUCAUGUAGAAGAUCUUUUAAAUUGUACAGAAGCACACAAGUCUUUAAUGUCUCCAGACAAAAAGCCUUACAGUAAAAUUAAUGUUGGCACUUCAUGUGCAACUUAACAGAGGGCCUGAAAAGGUUGGGAGGGGCUAUUUAAUAUUUCUAGUAAAAUGUUGCCUUUGUCUUGUGCAGGAAGUAUAGAAUAUGCCCUUUACUUUAGUAAAUAUUUUUUUAAAACGUAGAAACGCUUUGUUAUUGUAGCUAAAAAUUCUUAAUCAGAAAAUUUCUGAAAAAUCUUGUAGUUUUCUUUUACUGUACCUAUUGAGAGUUGUUUACCAACUAUUGCUUUGUUGAAAGUGUGAUCUUUUUCUUUUCUUUUCGUUUUUCCUCUUUGAGUUUCUGCUGUGACUUGGGCAGACCUCUGUAAUAUUUUGUAUGCCUUUCAAGCUGCGUAACUUAAUAUUUGGAUACUUGAUAAUUUGUUUUAUUAUGUAAUUGAUAAAAUGGUGAUGUGUAUUAAUGUUAGUUCAACCAUAUAUUUAUACUGUCUUGGGAAUGUGUGGUUAUAGUUCUGUGGGAGAAAUACUUUUGCCAGUGUUCACCAGCUUGUAAAAUCUAGUGCGAGAGCUUAAAACAUCUAAAUAAAUACUGAAAUGCACUUA
Oenanthe melanoleuca is the source of this 1827-nucleotide messenger RNA. It is a transcript of the gene PTP4A1, whose product is annotated as protein tyrosine phosphatase 4A1. Gene Ontology annotation, cellular component: nucleus. The record is from RefSeq and is a predicted model, not a curated record. Gene Ontology annotation, biological process: protein dephosphorylation. The transcript is spliced from 5 exons. Gene Ontology annotation, molecular function: protein tyrosine phosphatase activity. The coding region runs from base 1 to 522 and encodes 173 amino acids. Lineage: Eukaryota; Metazoa; Chordata; Aves; Passeriformes; Muscicapidae.